AUGAAUGAUAAUUAUAAUUUAGGUUAUGAUAUUGAUGAGAACCAAUUUGAUGGAUAUGAUGAUUAUAUGAAAAAGAAAAAAUCGAAAGGAUAUGAAUCACAUUCUGACAUUUCUUGUAAAAUAGGUUAUACCGAUUCAGAAUCAGAAGGAGUAGCAUCUAUAAAAGAUGUAUCUUAUUUUACAUAUGGGAAUAAUAUGAAUUAUAAUUAUAAGAAAAAAAAAGAUAUAUUAGAAAAACCAGUAUGGAAAAGUUUAUAUGAUAUUGAAGAAACUGUAAAAGAUUCUUUAUCUGAUUAUGAGUAUUCAAAAAAUAAUAAAUUAGAUAGUGAUAUAGAAUCUCCAAGAUUUGGUAAUACAUCUGAAGAGGAUGAUGUAGAUAAGAUGGAAGAAGAAAACGAAACAUAUCUUAAGCAUUCAAAUUAUAAUAAUUUCAUAAAAGAUAAAAAUGAAGCUAAUAGAAUAAAUAAUAAUAAUAAUAAUAAUAAUAAUAUGGACAUAUCUAUAACAAAUGAAGGGUCCUACAAAAAUAUAUUAAAUAAGAAUAUAUCAAGUAAUUUAGAUUAUGACUUUAAAGAAGAACUAAAAAAUAAUAUGUAUAAUAAUUUAAAUGUAUUUAAAAACUUAAAAGAUGAUUAUGUAGAAGCUACAACACAUUUCCUUAAACCAAAGACCUUCAAAGAUAUGAAUGGAUUGUAUUACGAUUUAAACGAUGAAAUGAUCGACAUUGAUUUGAUAAAAAAAGAACAUCAAAAGUUAAAGGAAACCAAUGAAUUAAAAAAUGUUAGCAGUAUAAAUUUUAAUCAUUUAUAUGAUGAUAAUAAUAAUAAUAAUAAUAAUAAUAAUAAUUAUAAUAAUAAUAAUAGUGUUAAUGUAAACACAAAAAAUAUUAGAAAGGAUAAAAAAUAUAAAAAGGAAGUUUCAUUUGCUAACGAAAACGAGAAUCAUAGUUACAAAAAAUUUCAAGAUAAACCUAAAUCUUUAAAGAAUAAAAAGGAUACUAUAUUAAAAAAAAUAAAAAAUUAUGAAGAAGGUGAAUUAUAUAAUGGUCAAUAUGAUCAAAUGUAUGAAGGGGAAGAUGAAUAUAGUGACGAAUUAUAUGAUGAAAUGUGUGAAGAUAGUGAUAACAAAUUAUAUUAUGAAGAUGAAAAAUUCAAUGAUAUGGUUAAUAAGAAAGUUGCCAAGGAUAUAAAUUUUGAGUGGUGGAAUUCAAAAAAGGUUAGUAAAAUAUCAAAAGAUAUAAAUUUAAAAUAUAAAGAUUCGAAUGAUAAAAUAAAAAGUAACGAUUCACAUGUUAAAAGCAGUGAAAAUAUUGUUAAUAAUAAUAAUAAUAAUAAAAUAUUAAAUAGAUAUGAUUUACCUAAGGAUAUAUCUUAUUAUGUAGAAGAAUAUCAAAAGAAAAAAGAACAAGCAAAACAUUAUGAUAACCAGGUGGAAAAGCCAAAUUACACAGAGGACAAAAAUAUAAAUGAUGAUAAGGAAAAUGAUCCAAGUGACAAUAUAAAUUUAAAUAAUAAUAUAAGAAGUAAUACAACAACCGUUUAUGCAAAUAGUACUUUAUCAAAUGAAAAAAAUAUUAACUUUUUGAACAGUAAUAUUAGUGAAGAUGUAAGUACUAUUAAUAAAGAAAAUAAUUUAUUCAAUACAAAUAUUAAUAAGUCUAAUGAGAAUAUGACAAUACAAAAUUGUGACGAUAAUAAUAAAUUAGUUGAUAAUAAUAUAUAUACUGAUCAAGAAUUUUUAAUAAAAAAUUAUAAUGUAAAUAAAAACAAAGAUAAAUAUGAUUCUACUUCUAUAGAUUCUUUAAAGAAUAAUAAUUUUAUAAAAGAUAUUUAUACAGAUAAUGAUGUAAUAAAUACAGAAAGUAUGGGAAUAUAUAAUGAAACAAAUAAAAUGAAUGAAAAAAUAAGUGAACCAUGUAUCCAUAACAGUACAAGCAAUAUAUAUGAAUACAUUUUAACAAAUAAUGAUAUGACCAAUGUAGGGAAUGAAAAUAGUAAUGAUAUAUUAAAUAAAAAUAUAGAGAAGACUAAUUUAGAAAAUGAGUCCAAAAAAUUAUAUGAUGUUUAUGAUAUGAUAAAUGAUUAUUACGAAAAAAAUAAAAAUGAAGAAACCAUAAAUAAAAUACAAGAAAAAUGUGUUGAUAAAGUUAUGUAUGAUUUUAUUAAUAAUAAUAUUGUUAAAGAAACAACCAAUUUAGAUAUGGAUAAAAAACAUUUAUAUUUAAAUAAUGAAAAGAUGAACACUACAUGUGAUGAUAAGGAUACAUAUUUGGAAAUGUCAAAGAAAGAGAAAAUUAAUAUAUUUCUAAAAUAUUUAAAAAUGAUUGAUGUGAAUUCGUUGAGUCAUCUUUUCCAAUAUUUUGUGGACAGAGAAAAAGACGAAGAAAUGAAAAAGAAAUUACAAUUUCUUUUAAUUGGAGGAGAUGAAAAGAAGCAAAUGGAAUUUAUGGAAAAUUACAAAAUUAAUCAAAAUACUCAAACAUUAAAUAAAGAUUUAAAACAUGAAAGUGUUCAAACUAAUAAUGAGAAGAAAAUUCAAAUAGAAAAUAUCAUACAAACCGAUAUAAAAGAUAUCACAAAGACAUUAUAUAUAAAAAAUGAUAUGAUAAAUAAAAAAACAAGUAUCGAUUCUGUUUUUUUUAAAAGUUUAAGUAAAGAUUCAUGUGAUAUAUAUAAUAAGAAUAAAGAAGAUAUAAAAAAGAAUGAUACUACUUAUACAAAACAAGAAGAUAUCGAUAAUAAGUUAGAUAUGACUGUUAAUGAAUCUAAUACAGAGACAUAUAAUGAAGUGCAAAAAAUAAAUGAUUUAAAAGUAAAAAUUUUAGAGAAAAUCAAAGGUUGUUAUGAUAAUUAUAAUAGUAAUAAUAAUAAUAAUGAUGAUGAACAAACAGCUAUAUUAAUGUUACAAGAUAAAAAUGAAUAUAGUAAAGAAAAAUAUAUGGAGGUUUAUAAUUUAAUAGAUGAAAAUAGGAACAUUUUAUCUAAACUAAAUGAUGAAGAAAAUAUGAAAAGUAAUGAAUAUAAAAAAAAAAAUAGAAGUAUUGUUACUGUAGAAACAUUUGCAUCAUUAAAAUCAUUUGAAAGAGAAAUGAAUUUAUUAAAAUCUCAUAAUGAAAGAUUAAGAAGGAGAAUUGAAAAAUUAUAUGAAUCACGUGAUCGAAUAAAAAAUGAAUAUAUGAAAAUGGAAAAAUUAAAAGAAAGUCAAGAUCGAUUAUUUAUAGCUACAGAAAGGCAUAUUGAGAAGUUACAUAAUGAAUUAGAUAAUUUAUCAAAAAAGAAUGAAGAUAUGAAAUAUGAUUUGAAGAAGAAAAAUAUAAAAAUUAUUGCUUUGGAAUCACAAAUUGAUAAUAAUUUAAAUAGGAUAAGUAAUAAUAUGGAAAAGGAUAAUAACAACAAUAAUAAUGAUUAUAACAAUAAUAAUGAUAAUAAUAACAAUAAUAAUAAUAAUAAUAAUAAUAAUAAUAAUAAUAAUAGUAUUAUUAAUAUGGAUGAAAUUAAAAAAGAUGAACAAAUUUAUAAUGAAUUUAAUAAUAAGCUAGAACAAAUAAAAGGCAAAAUAACAAACAAAACACAAGUAACUAUACAACUACAAUCAUUACAAGAUCAAGUAUAUAUAUUAAAAGAAGAAAUUAAAAAAAUGGAUUCCUUGAAACUAGAAAAUAUAAAACUAAAAAAAAAAUUAUCAGAUAUGGAAAAUCAUAAUUUUAAUACAUUUGAUAAAAAAGAAAAAAUAAAUAUUCAUACAUAUAGAAAUAAUUCAGAAAAUAUUAGUGAGAAUUCCAAUGAACAUAAAUUUAUAGUAUCUAAUGAAAAUACCAAUACAUAUACAAAUACAAAUGAAUUAAAAUUUGUUACCUCUAAUACAAAUAAUAGUACAUCAAAUAGUUUUGUUACUACCGAGGAUAAUAUAAAUAGUUCAGAAAAUUUUACCUCAAAUAGUAAUUUGUAUGAAGAUAAAGUUAAUACAAAUAAGUAUCAUAUGAACAGCUCAGAAAAUUCUAACCUUUCUUUAUUAAAAAAUGAAAAUAAUCAAUUAUACGAAGAAAUGUUUGAUUUAAAGGAACAAAUUAUGAUGAUGAAAAAAAAAAACAUACUAUUGUCUAAUCGUUUAAAUGAUUAUGAUAUGGAUAAUAUUAAAGAGGAUAUUAAAAUAUUACAAAGUGAAUCUGAGAAAUUAUAUUUAGAAAAAAUAAAGGUAUUAACGAAAAAUUUAGAUGAAAAGAAAAAUAAAAUUAACCUAUUAAAUGAUUUACUAAAAACAUCAAAUAAUCAAACAGUUCAAUUAAAUAAAAAAAUUGUAUAUAUAUUAAAUGAAAAGAAGGAAUUACAAAAUAAAUAUGAACAAUGUCUGAACUAUUUAGAAAAAUUAAAAAUGAAAUAUGAUCAACAGGCUCAAAAAUUAAGUCACAUAACAAAUAUGAGUUAUAAUAUGGUUCCCAAUGAUUAUUAUUGUAUGGAUGAUUAUAAAUCCUUGAUAUCAAAUGAGCAAAGUUCAGAAAAUUUAUAUCUUAAUAGUAAUGAAGAGAACAAAAUUAAUGAAUUAAUACAUAUGGAACAUAGUGUCAACAUGAAGGAUGAAGAAAAGAAAGUGAAAGUACCUGAUGAUCAUGAUGAUGUAAAUAAAAAUAAAAUAAAUAUGGAUAAAGAUAAAGAUAUAUAUGUGAACAAUGAAAAUUAUUAUGAUAAUAAUUAUUAUAAAAAAUAUAAAGAGUCCACAACAACAUGUGGAAAAUUGUCCGAUAUAUAUAGUUAUGAAAAUGUCAAAUAUGAUGUUUAUGAUAGAAGAGAAAGUAACAAAAUUGAUGAUUCGAAUAUACAAAAGGAAAAGAUUAAUAAUAUAUCAUUAAAUAUUGAAAAUUCAAAUAAAACAGACGAAAUGGUAAAAAGAUUGGAAACAUCACAUAAUAAUAAUGAUGAGAAUAUUAAUCCAUUGUUAAGAAAAGAACAAAAUACUCCUAAUAAUAUUUUAAAUAAUGAACAGAAAUAUAUUAAUAUAAACAACAUUUUUGAAAUAGAUAAUAUAACAAAAGAUUUAGAAAAUAUGAAUAACAUAAUAACAAGUAACAAUAUUAAGAAAUUCCAAUCUAAUGAAUUGAAUGAACAUAAUAUGAUGAAGAGUAAUAUGGAUGAGGAAAAUAAUACAUUUAUAAAAAAAAAUCUUUUAUCAAAUAAUAAUAUUAACCAUAAUAUAAUGAAUACCAAUAACAAUUUAAAAUAUAACAGUUUUAAUACUAAUCUAGUUAAUGAGAGUUAUAAAAAUUUAGAUAAUAUUAGUAAUACGUCAACUGAGAAUUUUUUGAGAAAUAUUGAGAAGAGAUAUGUAUCCAAUAAAAUUAAUGAACUGAACAAUGAUAUAUCUCAAUAUAUAGAUAAGAAGAAAGAAAAAAUACAUAAUUUAUAUAAGAAUAAUUUAGAAUAUAAUAAUCUCCUUGAAAAAAAUACAAACAUAAUGAAUAAUAAUAUAACUAAAACGAAUGAAUAUACAUAUAAGCAUAUAAAUAAUGACAAGCAUAAUAAUUAUACUUUUAAUAAGGAAGAACACCAUUUAAAAAGUAUAUUUAAAUAUAAUAAUAAUAAUAAUAUUAAUGAGAAGGAUGACAUACCCAAAUCCAUACAAAGCAGUUUCACAAAUGAAGACAAUAUAGCAUAUUAUAAUAAAGAGGGAAAUAAUAUGAAAUUAAAAAAUGAACAUAUUAUACAAGACAGAUUUUCUCAUAAUAAUAUUAAAACGUAUGAGAUCAAUAAAAAUUGCUCAUAUGAUUCUUGUGAUAAUAUUGUAAAAAUAAAUUAUGAUGAAUUAAAUGAUAGUACACAAAGGAAGGUAUUAAAUGAAUGUAAAAGCCAUAAUAGAAAAGCUGAAGCCUGGAUAAUUGAUAUUAAGAAUAAUGAAACAUAUCCUUAUAUAAAAAUAGAUAAAAAGGAAAAAAAUAAUGAAGAUAAGAAGAAUAAAUAUAUGUACAAUAAAAAUGAUAAUAAAAAUAUAAUGAAGGGAAGUAGUAAUAAAAGUAUGAAAAAGAAUAAUAAGAAUUCUAAUAAAAUGAAGUAUAUUCCAUUGUCUGUUAAUAAUAAGGGAUAUAAUAAAUUAUCUAUAAAUAACAAAUAUGAAAAUAAUAUUAAUAAGAAUAAUAAGGAUAAAUUAAACAUAUUAGUAAAUAGCAUAUCAAAAUUAGUACAGAGUAAAAUAAAACAAGAGUUAAGUAAUAAAAAUAUAUCAAAAGAUAUACUAAAUUUUGAAAUAACUAAAAUAAAGAAGAAAAGCAAAAAGGAAACAAAAAACAUGAACCACACGAAUAAUAAAAAUAAUGAUAAUAAUAAUAAUGAUAAUAAUAAUGAUAAUAAUAAUAAUAAUAAUAAUAAUAAUAAUAAUAAUAAUAAUAAUAAUAAUAAUAAUAAUAAUAAUAUUAAUAGUUUUGAAAGAAUAAAUGAUAAUAUUAAUUCAUACAAUGUUUUAAAUAAUAAGGUACAAUAUGAUAAUAUAAAUAUCGAUGAAGGGAAUUAUAUAAAUUAUGGUCCUAUAUAUGCUCCAGAUGGUUCUACUAUAUAUACUUGGGUUAACAAUAUGGAUACAAAUUAUAUGUAUAAUAAAUAUUUUGAUAGUAAGAAGAAUAAUAUUAAUCAUAUGCCCUUAUUAAAUAAUGUACCAUAUCUAAAUAAUGAUCUGUUAAUUAAUAACGUGAUAUUAAAUCAAAAUAAUAUGAAUAAUUUAGAAAAUCUGAAUACAAAUACUACUGGUUCUGUACAGCCAUUUGUUACUUUUCCUGAUUUGUAUACGAAUAAUAUAAAAAAUAUAUAUUUGGAUCCCAAUUUGCAAAAUAAUAAUUAUUUUGACAACAUGCAAUUAUUAAACCAUAAUAAUUUAAAUAACAAUUUGAACAGUAUUAAUUAUAUUGAUCAGAAUUCUUUAUCAUAUAACAACCUAAAUUGUAUAAAUGGAAAUAUAAAUAAAGAUACCUGUAAAGAUAUAGUAAUUGGUAUUCCUAAUAAUACUAACCAAAAUCAAAUACCUACAAUCGAAUUAGAUGAUACUAUUUUGAAGAAUGAUGUAAAUUUAAUACUAAAUAAUAACAAUGUUGUAAAUCAUAGUGUGAAUGUAGAAAUGUUGAACAAUAUACAAAAUGUAAAUCAAAAAUUAUAUAAUGAUAUACAAGAAAAUCUACACAUUACUAAUUCAUUACAUAAUAAUAAUAAUAAUAAUAAUGUGUUAGGAGGAGAUGUUUUAAAUAAUUCAUACCUAUUUAAUAUCAAUUCUUUUAAUCCUAACAUGAACGCAUAUAUUUAUAAUAAUAAUAACAAUAAUAGUAAUAAUAAUAAUAAUAAUUGUAUAAACUAUAAUUUGCUAGACAAAAAGGAAAUCAAUGUAAAAAACGAAGAAAUUAAUAUGAACAGUGUUUUGGAACAUCCAAAUAAAGAAAAUGAAGGCAAUGAUAUGAAGAAUAAUAAAAACUAUAUUAUAAAUAAGCAAGAUAAUGUUAAAAAUAAUGAUAACAAUAUUGAUAAAAUAAGUAGUGGACAAAAUAUAAAUAAUACCAACGCAAAUACAAUGAAAGAAAAAAGAAAUAAUAACUUAAGAGUUGAUGAUAUAUAUAAGAAAAACAUGAAAAGAUCAAAUUCUUUAGAUAUUAAGAAAUUGGAUUCUGAAAAAAAAAAUAAAUCAAUGAAUAUAGAAGAAGGUGCAAGAAAAAUGAAAACAAAUACAACACAAUUACUUAAUUAUUCAGAAAAUAGGAAAAAGGGAUUAAGAGAUAUGUCCACAUAUGCUGAUAAGGUUUUAGAAGAUAUGAAAUCACUUAUACCUUUAAAUUGUAAUGGUGCAAUAAAAAAAUCAUCAACAAAUACACAAAAAAAGAAUGUAAGUGCUAGUGAUAAUAGUUCAUUAAUGUAUAAUCAAAAUAAUGCUAAUAUAUCAAAUAACAUUCAUAAUAAUUUUAAGGAUAAUAAAAAUGAAGAUAGUAAUAAUUUAUCAUUAAAAAAUUUGGUGUCGAAAGAUAUAAGUAGUAAUAAUAAGGAUAUAAGUAUAAAUAAAAGUGCUCAAUUAUUACCAGAUAGUUGUAAUAAUGAUAACAAUACAACAAAUGAGAAGACAUACAAAAGUUAUAAUAGUUUAGAUAUGAAUAAUAAUAGUAAUAUUAGUAUAACAAAUAAUUUAGGAAAUAAUAUUAAAUUAAUGAGAUCUAAAUCUGUUACUACAAAUAAUCAUAAUUCAUUAAUUAUGAAAAAUGAUUUUUCAAAUUCUAAUAAUUUUUAUAAUAAUAAUUAUACAGAUUUGAAUAAACAGAUAAAUAAUCCUCUCAAUCACAUAAAUCUUAAUGAUUUUAGUAAUAUUCAUUAUCAUGAUUUCAAUUUACAAAACACAACGAAUAAUAAACAAUUUAGAAAAUAUUCAACAAAUGGAUAUAACAAUAUAUAUAACGAAUUAAAUAAGAAUUUUGCUCCAGAUGCCUUUUCAUUCAAUAAAAGAGACCAAGGAAAUUAUUUUAAAUCAGAAACUCGUAAGUCUUUAAGUAGUUUUAGAGAAGCCUUAAAGAAAGAAGGAAUAUUAGGUUAA
This is a messenger RNA of Plasmodium reichenowi, 8544 nucleotides long. RefSeq lists its product as hypothetical. Bases 1 to 8544 code for a protein of 2847 amino acids. The transcript has a single exon. The record is from RefSeq and is a predicted model, not a curated record. NCBI's taxonomy places the organism in Eukaryota, Apicomplexa, Aconoidasida, Haemosporida, Plasmodiidae.